Zea mays is the source of this 3096-nucleotide messenger RNA. RefSeq lists its product as uncharacterized. Gene Ontology annotation, molecular function: trehalose-phosphatase activity. Lineage: Eukaryota; Viridiplantae; Streptophyta; Magnoliopsida; Poales; Poaceae. The record is from RefSeq and is a predicted model, not a curated record. The transcript is spliced from 4 exons. The coding region runs from base 1 to 1944 and encodes 647 amino acids. Gene Ontology annotation, biological process: trehalose biosynthetic process. Gene Ontology annotation, cellular component: cytosol.
AUGACGUGCCUGGGCCAUAGUUGUGGCCCGCGGGCGUCUGCUACAACAGGGGAAGUUAUGGUUUCCAAAACGUCUUCCCCCUCCGCCUCCAAUGGCGAGCUCUCGACGUCUCCGGUGGAGGCGCGCCGCAUCGUGGUCACCUACCGUCUCCCCCUCCGCGCGGAGCCUAAUCUCGACUCGCCGCACGGCUUCGAUUUCUCCCUCGACGCCGACGCGCUGCCGCUCCAGUGCACCCGCGGUCUCCCCCGCCCCGUGGUCUUCGUCGGCGCGCUCCCCUCCGCCGCCGCGUCGAUCUCUGAGUCCGAUGAUCUCGCCGCCGAUCUCUUCACGCGCUUCGCCUGCAGUCCGGUGUUCCUGGACCCCAGCCUCCACAAUGACUUCUACAACAGCUUCUGCAAGCGCUACCUGUGGCCGAUUCUCCAGCUCCAGUACCUCCUGCCGUUCACGCGCUCCUCUGACAGUGGCUGCCUGAGCUUCAACGAGGACCUAUACCGCGCCUACCUCACCGCCAACACGCAGUACGCCGACCGCGUGUUCGAGCAUCUCAACACCGACGAGGACCUCGUUCUCAUCCACGACUAUCAUCUCUUCGCGCUCCCCACCAUCCUCCGCCGCAAGUCGCCGCGCGCCCGCAUAGGCUUCUUCCUCCACUCGCCCUUCCCCACCUCCGAGCUCUUCCGUGCCAUCCCGGUUCGCGAGGAGCUCCUCCGCGCCCUCCUCAACGCCGACCUCGUGGGCUUCCAAAACUACGAUUACGGCUGCCACUUCAUUUCCGCCUGCUCUACGCUCCUCGGCAUCACCAGCCGCGCCCAUGGCGACUACAUUUGCAUCGACUACUUCGGCCGCGCUGUUGUCGUGAAGAUCCUCUCCGUCGGUGUCGACAUGGUCCGCCUACGUGAGGUGUUGUCGUCGCCCGAGACGGCAGCGAAGGCCAAGGAGGUUGCCACGAAGUUCGCCGGUCGCCAGGUGUUGAUCGGAGUAGACGAUGUUGAUUUGUUCAACAGGAUUGACGUCAAGCUCUUGGCUAUGGAGAGGCUGCUAGAGUCGCGGCCGGAGCUAAUUGGCCAGGUGGUGCUAGUGCAAAUCAACAACCCGGCGCGGAGUCCUGGGCGCGACACCGACACGGUUCUCGCGGAGGUGCAGCUGCUUAUGGAUCGGAUCAAUGCCCGCUUCGCCAAGCCGGGGUACGACCCGAUCGUGAUGAUCGACGACCCCUUGACGAUGCACGAGAAGCUGGCGUUCUACACCUCUGCGGACAUCUGCAUCGUCACCGCGGUGCGCGACGGCCUGAACAGGACACCGUACAUCUACACCGUGUGCCGGGAGCACGGUCCGAUCUCCAGCGGCGUGGCGGGCGCGCCGAGGGAGAGCGCCAUCGUCCUGUCCGAGUUGGUCGGGUGCUCGACGUUCCUGCGCGGCGCGGUUCGCGUCAACCCGUGGAACGUGGACGACGUCGUCGAGGGGAUGAGCUCGGCACUGAGGUUGAAUGAGCGGGACAAGAAGAUAUUACAUGCGAAGCAUUACAUGUAUGUUGUCAAGCACGACAUUGCCUACUGGGGGCGAUCGCUUGACCAGAACCUACAGAAGGCAAGCAUGGAUCAUGCGUCGAUGAACUUCUUGAGCGUUGGGCUCGCCAUGAACUUCCGCAUCGUCGUGCUUGAUCCCAACUUCCAGAAGCUCUCGCCUGAACACAUUAAUCCAUCGUACCACCGCACCGGCAACAGACUCAUCUUACUGGACUAUGAUGGCACAGUAAUGGUUCCUCAGGGACUGAUCACCAGACAUCCUAGCCAGGAAUUGGUUAGCGUCCUGAAUGAACUGUGCUCAGAUCCAAUGAAUACCGUCUUUGUAGUCAGUGGGAGGAGCAAGGAUGAACUGGCUGGAUGGCUUGCGCCCUGUGAAAAGCUGGGGAUCUCUGCAGAGCACGGCUAUUUCACAAGGUAAACACUGUUUCGUCCCAUGGUAUGCCCUUAGUUUGGUCUUUGGUUUGUGAAACAGGAUGCUACAUUGCUCUUGACAUUUGAUAAGUGACAGGUGGAUAAGGUGGCCUAGGAGCUAGGUGUGGGCAGUUUUUAUUGUUUGGUGUUUGCUAACUCCUCUCAUAUCAGGUGGAGCAGGGAUUCUCCAUGGGAGUCACCCAAACUGUUGUUAGACAAUGAUUGGAAAAACAUUGUUGAGCCUGUAAUGAAGUAUUACUGUGAUGUAACUGACGGGUCAUACAUCGAAGCUAAAGAAACAGCACUUGUCUGGCACUACGAGGAAGCUGAUCCGGUCUUCGGACCAAGGCAGGCCAAAGAGCUACAGUACCACCUGCGCGACGUGCUUUCCGAAGAGCCUGUAUAUGUGAAGAGCGGCCAUCAGAUUGUGGAGGUUAAUGGUAAUCCUCAGGAGGUGGUGGGUAAAGGAACCGCCGUGCAGGGACUCAUUGCAGCCUUGGGGGCCCGCGGAAGGAUGCCAGAUUUCAUCCUAUGUGUUGGCGACGAUGUGUCUGACGAAGACAUGUUCGAGGCUAUCAGUGCUCCUUCCAGCAAGUUCGCGUUCCCAGAGGCUGCCGAGAUAUUCGCUUGCACCGUCGGCAACAAGCCAAGCCUGGCCAAGUACUACCUGGAAGACCCCGACGAAGUUCUGAAGAUGCUCAAGGGCCUGAUCGACUCGUUCGAGGAGAACCAUUCCACGGUUGAGGCAAAUAAAUAGUCCGGCUCUCGGUAAAGCAGCGCAUUUUGAUCGGGAUAAUUCUUCGUUUUUUUGUAGCAAGGGGUUAGGAAAAUGGUCGGGGCAACAAAGGGACGAAGGCAAAAUCCACUAGGCUGAUAGGGUUACUGAUGGCUGAUCAUUAGCACAAAUGACAGGGUUCUGAUUCAUUUUUUUCACCCUGUUAAUAGUGUCCUUGUACAAUCUUCAGAAAUUUUAUACUAGAUCCGAGCGAAAACAGGGUAGAAGGAAAUCAUUGUUGGACGAUCCAUCAGUUGGUGGCUUUAAUUCUUACCUUUAGAAGAAGCUAAUGCUCCAUUUAGAUGUUGAUAUUAUAGGACAUUGAAUUGAAUUGGGUUCAAUACCAAAUCAGCCAGGGUAUUGAAAUAAGAUGUAAUUCUAAUU